AUGGAGGGCGGCUGGUGCGGCGGGGCACUGCUGCUGGGGGGGCCGGGGCAUGGGGCGCCGGGGUGUGGGGCGCCGCUCUUCAUCUUCUUCCUCCUCGUCCUGCUGCUGCUGCUGGGCUGCUCCCGGCCCCUGGCGCUGCGGCGCGGCCCCGGGCAGGUGGGCUACCUGCCGGCCCCCCGGCUGAGCCGCGGCCGGGCUGCUCGCCCCCCCCGCCGGCCCGGGGCGCUGCCGCCGCCGUACCCCAACGGCUGGUACCGCCUGCUCGACUCCGCGCAGCUGCCCCGCGGCGCCGUCCGCAGCCUCGCACUGCUCGGAGAACAUCUCGCUGUGUUUCGCACCCAGGAUGGCCAAGCCUACGUGGUCGACACUUACUGCCCUCACCUCGGGGCCAGCCUCGCUGCCGGCGGGCGCGUCGUGGGCAAUUGCAUCGAAUGCCCGUUCCACGGCUGGCGGUUUCAAGGAGAAGAUGGAAAAUGCAUCAGCAUCCCAUAUGCUGGAAAAGUGCCAGAUUUUGCGAGGGUCCGGACCUGGCCGUCCUGCGAGGUGAAUGGGAUGCUGAUGGUCUGGUACCACUGUGAAGGAGUUGGUCCAACGUGGGCAGUGCCCGAGCAGCAGGAGAUCACCACCAGAGAGUGGGUGUUCCGUGGGCAGACGGAGCACUUCGUUGAUGCGCACAUCCAGGAGAUCCCCGAGAACGCGGCUGACGUGGCUCACCUGUUUUUUCUCCAUGGACCAGCUGUUCUGGGUGGAUCUGAUCUGAGAUACAUACGGGCCAAGGUGUGGGCUUUUAUGAAGCACAUCUGGAAGGCGGAGUGGCAGGCAGAGCCAGAGCCCAGCGAGCAUUGCUCCCGGCUGCUGCUCCAGCACAAGGCAACCAUCUUCGGGAAGCACAUCUCCUUGCUGGAUUUGACGGUUUCAGUCCGGCAGGUGGGGCCAGGGCUGGUUUUCCUGAUCUUUGAACACGCUUUCCUGGGCCGUGGGGUCAUCCUGCAGACGGUGACUCCCCUGGAGCCUCUCCUGCAGAAUGUUGUUCACAAAAUCUACUACCAGAAGAACAUACCAGCCAUAAUCCCCAAGUUCAUCCUGAGAGCAGAGUGCAUACAGUUUGAGCGGGAUAUAACCAUCUGGAAUAACAAACAGUACCUCCCCAAGCCACUGCUGGUCAGAGAGGACUCCAGCAUCCAGAAGCACCGGCGCUGGUACGCCCAGUUCUACAGCCAGAAGAGCAUGAGGCUCCCGGUGCAGAAGGAGGGCCUGGACUGGUGAGGACCUUGCCACCCACUGCAGAAGGUGGUCACGGGGUCUCCAGGGGCUCCUGCCUACGCUGGCUGGUGGGCAGCGGUGCUGGGCAGGCGUGAUCAAUGUAACAACCAUUGGCACUUGGUGGGGGGAGGAGAGCCUGAGCCCUGGUGAUGCUCUUCUACCUUCUGUGCUCAGUCAGGGCAUCAAAGCUCAAAGGGUGUAACGUGCUUGCUCUUGUACCCGCGCUGCAACAUCUGAGCUGAGCAUGAACUUCUGAUUGCCAGAAGGGCCCUUCAAGUGCCCUUGUCCCUUGCUGUGGAUGUUGUUUUGGGUAGUUAUAUGAAAAGCUUGCCGUGUGGUCUUUUAUCGCCUGAUGCGUCCUUCCCCAGCCAGGCCUGCUGUUGCUUCUGCACCAUCACCUCGGCUGGGGCAGGCUUCAGCUCUCAGGGGAGCCUUGGCCAAUGUCCACGUGCCAUCAGAGGUGUGAUUGCAAAGCCCACAGACAUACGCUGUCUUCUUUCUCUCUGGCAGCAGGCAGGGCAGUGUGGGUUUUAGGUGCCCACCAUGCCCUUACCAUAUCUGUGGGCUUCCUCAAGCCUACUGAGCUCUUUCUUGCAUGAGUCAAUUCCUUAUGGAGCUAUCGCACCUAGUUGGGAAGAAGAGGGACUAUUCUGGUGACCAAAUCACGUAGACCGACAACUCUAUAGGUCAAAGAUGUGGAUAAGAUCCUGCCUUGGUAGCCCCUGGAUUCCAGCGGUACCUUGGGUAUGUGGCUGGCUGUAAAAGCUUGCCUCAUGGCAAGACCAUAGGUAUCGCUGUCACGGUGAUCAGCAAUGAAGCUAACACAUGGAGACCAGGCAGAAAAUCAGACAAAAACUAGUCUAGAUCCUCCUGUGCUUUGUGCCUACGUGCUCUAUGCUACAAGGGGCUAAAUUCUGCCUUGCUGCACAUCCUAGGGAAGCCUGAAUCCCCACAGGCAGAGCUGCCUCGUGGUUAGCAGGACUCUGGCAGUUUAUCUGUGCCAAGCGCCAGCAGGAGCAAAGGCUCAGCUCAGGGGCUCUCCUGGGAGUCUGGCAGCUCCUGUUCUCCUGCACUGCACACUUGCCUCAGUCUUUUGAAUUCUGCACUUUGCUGAGGCUUCUGGUCCCUCCUUCACCAUUAACCCAGAGCAGGACUCGGACCAGGAACGUGCCAUUGUUGAGUCCCUCACCCACCCUGUCAGCAUUCCACAUAACUGUGCAAACCGCCUCUGCCAUUCACACCUGGCUAUUGCACUGUCAAUAUUUCACCAUUAAAUUUUUUUACAAACUGAUCUCAUGUUCACAGUUUGGUUUUCAUUGUUUUGUGGGGUGUUUUUGCACGGGAGAAGGGAUUCUGUAGCUGGCCCAUGCCGUCUUGCUUCAGGAGCCACAGGGACUCUCCAGCAAGGAACUUGUGGAGAUAGCAGGAGCCUGGACAAGGAGCAUUGCCCAACUCAACAGGCUGAGCUUCUCAAGGACCUGAGAACACUGUUCUAGUGGCCCUGACCCACCUCACCUGUGGUGUACAUCCACUCCCUGCCCAUAGCCCAGGAGCCCCAUUUCAGCUCAGCUCUGGACCUUCCCUCCUGGUCCUGAGCUACGCUGUAGCAAGUCUCCAACUCAGCUGCAGACGUGCCAUGCCUGGCUGAUCUACACUGACCACAGACCAAUUCCCACCUUGGCCUCCACCCUGUCCCAUCACCAUGGGCCAGCCCAGUGACUGCUGGCUGUGCCUGACCCUGGCCACCCUCAGCAGGUCCCAAACCCAAGCUGCAGACUGACUUCCCAGCUUGACCCCUGACCUGCCUCACCACCGUGAGCUUACCUGAUGAUCUGGACUCUCAGCUGAGCCUGGCCAUGACCUCUGGGCCAACCCUGCCCACCCCACUUGGAGGUGGUGGGACCCCCCCUGCUCCCAGCACCCCGUUCCCUAGGGAGCAGCUGCCCUCAUGGUGAUGCGUGAUGGAGCAGCAGCAAGAGGCAGAAACUGCAACUGGCAGGACAGAGACGUUACGUUACAUGGCAUGGGUCAAGGUGUAGCGUUCUCCCACACAUUCAAGGGGGCAUGUGGCCACACAUCUGCCCCCCCAGAGGUCUUGCCACACUCCUGGGGCUGCUGCUCCCCACCCCUCACUGUGAUCCCACAUACAGGAUCUCAGGAUGAACAAAACUCCAAGGCACGCAAGUUGUUGAAGACCAGAUUAGAGAUGGUGACUUAAAAUUAGCUUUGCUAGAUUCACCAGUCCUCCUGAAAUUAGAGGAAACUAUGGGACACCUCCAGCAUAGCCUGAAUUCUGAGCUACCAUUUCCUUUACUACUAAGGCUAAAGUAGUUGUGUCCUGUUAAGGCAGAAAUUAGAGAAUCGAGAAAUAAACCAGGAUUAGCUUAAGCUGCUUAAGUUUCCAUUUGCAAUCUUAUUCACCCUUUUAAAUGGGUCUAGCAAAAAAAGGACAAUUUAGUGCCAGGAGACUUGCCAGCAUGCCAAGGUGCAUUGUCCUCCAGUCUUCUAUGCCUUUUUGAUGAUACAUUAUCCACUUUAAAUAUAUAGAUUUUCAAAUAAAUCAUAACUCCCAUCUGGAUAGGAUGUGAGGGCAUCUAUCUGACCAUUUACUGAAACCACUUUCACAUCAGAUCUACUGCAGAGCUACAGCCAUUCGAUUAUAUUCUGGUAGUUUAUUACCGUGAUUUAUCUUUACACUUGACCACUAGACAGGAAUUUAUUCGACUGCCAGACCUAUCAUCAUCCCGUGUCUUUGGGCGUUGUUUUUUCCCAGCUAACAAAUUCACUACAAACACUCCAAUUCCCAAACAAUUUUGUUUGGGAUUUUUUUGUGGGGGUGGGUGCAGGGUUAGAAAACCCCAGAGGGUAUCAAGACAGGUCAAAGAAAAGGAUACAUGAAGGGUGAUGGACAAUGUACCUUGGAUUUUCCGGUGGUAGGUCUGGUCUUCUCCUUUGAACCCUGGUCCAUGUAUUUGUUCCGCUCGGGACAACUCCCCGGUUGCUCUGGUUCAGCUGGAGGUGGGUCCCGGAGCUCCGGACAGCAUCAGCCAGUCUGCGGUCCUGCAUGCAAACCCGCCGGUGGUCCUCACUCCCCAUCGCAUCCUUGCGACCCUGGGAGACACUUUGGAUGUAAGUCAAGACUGGCAAAGCCUCCAAGCAAAGAUUUCCGUGCCCUUUCAUAUCCUGGCUAUCAACAUAAAUACAGGACCUGGUCUGGUGGAAAGGACCAAGCCCGCUCAAUGCCCAAACGCCUUUCUCCUGUGGUGAAAGCAAGUUGACAGAUGGAUCUGCUGGUACAAGUGAGAAUCUCUGGCCACACCGGGCAGAAACACGGCACCUGUGAGUUAAGACUAUCUUGCCCAGCACCAGCUCGCACUGCUCUAGCAGCACAAAAGCCAGCCGAGCUGAACCUGUCCCGGUGGUGUGAAUACAUGGACCGCGUCACACCACAGCAAACCCCUCCAGCUGGCCCGGCAGUCUCGGUUCACUUUCUGAUACGUACAAAAAUCU
Molecule: messenger RNA, 4773 nt
Organism: Falco peregrinus (peregrine falcon)
Lineage: Eukaryota; Metazoa; Chordata; Aves; Falconiformes; Falconidae
Product: cholesterol 7-desaturase nvd-like
Exons: 7
Coding region: 1-1266 (421 amino acids)
Biological process (GO): chlorophyll biosynthetic process; cholesterol metabolic process
Cellular component (GO): chloroplast
Molecular function (GO): chlorophyllide a oxygenase activity; 2 iron, 2 sulfur cluster binding
Source: RefSeq, a predicted model, not a curated record